Molecule: messenger RNA, 819 nt
Organism: Anopheles moucheti
Lineage: Eukaryota; Metazoa; Arthropoda; Insecta; Diptera; Culicidae
Product: UPF0389 protein CG9231
Exons: 3
Coding region: 179-679 (166 amino acids)
Source: RefSeq, a predicted model, not a curated record
UGGUGGGGAAAAAGGGAUUCCCAGCGAUUCAUACAUUGAACCCCACUUAAAUUUCAAUAAGUUGCACGAAAAUCUUCAUUUUUUCAUCGUAAGUAAGUGCACCGGCAGCUGCAGAGCCUUGGGAACUCUAUCAAUCGCUUUAAAUCGAAAGCAACUCUCAAUAUCCGUGGUUUUCGCGAUGAACUAUUUACGCACAGCAUGCGAAAUCGCACGUACAUCGUCAGGUGUAUCACGAUCUGCGACGCUGCUGAGAUCACGUAGCACCGCUCCUCGAUCUUUCUGCUCCCAGAUCGAACAAAAACCACAACAACCGAAACCUUCACCAGCAGGAUCAAGCACCGGAAGCAAUGGGGCAAACAUAAGCGCACACACCCACACCCCGAAUGCGUUGGAGAAGCGUAUGUUGGUGUUUAUGAAACGCUACAAAUCCAUUGAGGAGGUUCCCAACUUUGUCAGCCAGGAAAAGAUGGAACGUGUCCGUAAUCAGGUGCGAAUCAAGAUCGCCAAUUACAUGAUGAUUGCUACCGCGAUCGGAUGCAUCGUGAUGGUGAUCAGUGGCAAAAAGGCACAGGAGCGUGGUGAAUCCGUUGCCAAGAUGAACCUCGACUGGCACAAGGAAUACAACGAGAAGGCACGUGCCGAGGACGAGGCGUCUAUGGCAUCCGCAUCGAAGAAGUAAUAUUCUUCCCAAUUGUUGUUUUGUUCGAAGCUAUCGAACGUUCAAAGUGUGGAUGUAUAGAGACUAGAAAAUGAUAUAUACCAUCGUGUAAAUACACAACUCAAGCCAUUCAAAUAUUUAAAGGUUUUUCGGCACCGGAA